AUGCCCCUCUGUUCCUCCAUGACGAUCAAGGUCCCGACGGACGUCGAGUGCACGAUCAACAAGCGCGUUGUAACUGUCAAGGGCAAGAAGGGCACUCUGGUCCGAGAUUUUUCCCAUGCACCCCUCGACAUCACCCACGCCAACGACACCAUCAGCGUCGCAGUCUGGUUCCCUCGCGGCAAGAGAAAUGCUCUCCCCCGCACCAUCUGCUCACACAUAGAGAACAUGUUCAAGGGCGUCACGUAUGGAUUUGAGUACAAGAUGAGGCUGGCAUACGCUCACUUCCCCAUCGCGGCUACCGUUGUGGACAACAACAAGGCCAUUGAGAUCCGCAAUUUCAUGCACCAGAUCAAGACGCGCCGCAUCGAAUGCCUUCCGGGCGUCACCAUAGCGAUGUCGACAAAUGUCAAGGACGAGCUAAUCCUUAGGGGCAUCUCCAUAGAGGACGUUUCGCAUACUGCUGCGCGCAUCCACGAAAGCCUUAAAGUUCCCAACAAAGAUCUCCGCAAGUUCCUCGACGGCUGCUACGUCUCCUCCCGCGGGCUCCAGGAACAGUAA
Messenger RNA from Giardia duodenalis, 558 nucleotides. RefSeq names its product Ribosomal protein L6. Lineage: Eukaryota; Fornicata; Diplomonadida; Hexamitidae. Gene Ontology annotation, biological process: cytoplasmic translation. The coding region runs from base 1 to 558 and encodes 185 amino acids. The record is from RefSeq and is a predicted model, not a curated record. Gene Ontology annotation, cellular component: cytosolic large ribosomal subunit; ribosome. Gene Ontology annotation, molecular function: rRNA binding; structural constituent of ribosome. The transcript has a single exon.